Messenger RNA from Phoenix dactylifera (date palm), 1352 nucleotides. NCBI's taxonomy places the organism in Eukaryota, Viridiplantae, Streptophyta, Magnoliopsida, Arecales, Arecaceae. The record is from RefSeq and is a predicted model, not a curated record.
UCCUCCUCCUCCUCCUUUGCCUCCUCUCCCUCUCUAUAUAUACGUUGGACUCGGAACACAACAAGCCAGGCCUUUGCACUAAUUGUCGUCGUACUUGUCGUUUCCUGACAAAAAUUCUGUCGCUAUGGAUUGCCUGCAAAAGUGGCCCGAGCCGGUUGUCCCGGUUCAGGCCUUGUCCGAGAGCGGCGCCGCCGUCAUCCCCGAGCGCUACGUCAAGCCGGCGUCCGAGCGCCCGUCGUUGAAUUCUACUGCUGAUAAAAUUAUCGUUGGGAUCCCGACGAUUGACCUCGGAGGGCUGGCGGAAGGGACGGCCGAGUGCCGCGCCACCAUGCGGGCCAUAUCGGAUGCAUGCAGGGACUGGGGGUUCUUCCAGGUGGUGAACCAUGGAGUUAGCCAUGAGCUCAUGGAAAGAAUCCAGGAGGUGUGGAGAGGGUUCUUCUACCUCCCCAUGGAGGCCAAGACGGCCUACGCCAACACCCCGCUGACCUACGAGGGUUACGGGAGCCGCGUCGGUGUCGAGAAGGGCGCUAUUCUGGAUUGGGGUGACUACUACUUCCUCCAGUAUCUUCCUCAAUCGGCGAAGAACUAUGACAAAUGGCCUAGCAUGCCAAUUUCCAUCAGGGAUACUACAGAAGAGUAUGGUCGUGAGAUGGUGAAGUUGUGCGGGAUAUUGAUGAAAGUUAUGUCCUUAAGUCUGGGUUUGGAUGCGGAGUUCCUCCACAAGGCAUUUGGAGGAGAUGAUGUGGGGGCUUGCCUUAGGGCGAAUUAUUAUCCAAAGUGCCCCCAGCCGGACCUCACACUCGGCCUCUCGCCACACUCCGAUCCUGGAGUUAUGACGGUGCUGCUCGCCGACGAUCAGGUCAAGGGCCUCCAGGUCCGAAAGGGUGGCGAAUGGAUCACCGUCCAGCCCCUCCCCCAUGCGUUCAUCGUCAACGUCGGCGAUCAAAUUCAGCUUUGUCGCUCUUACUUGUUCUCCAUGUAUAUAUUAUUAAUUUGGAAAAGCAGCAUGGUGCACAGGACAAGUCAAAAGCAACGGAUAGGCAUGGGACAGUCCUCUCCAAAUUCCAACCUCGCGCUCUUUGUGUCCCUUCCAUCGUUUCACAAGUCUGAGUACACAAUAAACAAAAAAAAGAAAGAACAAAAAAAGGGCUGAACUCCAAUCAAACACAUCGGCAUGUUACAUGCCGACUUAUCAUCUAAACCACCGGGAUGCUUUACAUCAUUAACCAUUUCUUGCCAUAAUAAAAACAAUAUUGCGUUGACCAUAACGUGGAUGAGCUUUUAGAAGCUUUUAAAUAUUCUACGUUGUAACUAUAUAUCUAUUAUGUCUGCUGAUAAAUUGGAGGUUGAUC